Cavia porcellus (domestic guinea pig) is the source of this 912-nucleotide messenger RNA. RefSeq names its product dynactin subunit 3 (gene Dctn3). The coding region runs from base 105 to 695 and encodes 196 amino acids. The transcript is spliced from 7 exons. Lineage: Eukaryota; Metazoa; Chordata; Mammalia; Rodentia; Caviidae. The record is from RefSeq and is a predicted model, not a curated record. Gene Ontology annotation, cellular component: dynactin complex. Gene Ontology annotation, biological process: cytoskeleton-dependent cytokinesis.
UUCCUGUAUUGAGGCCAGGCUGCACUUGGAUUGGCCAGCCUUCUUAUUUGGGUGGAUCUUCCACCCUGUCAGUUCCCCGCGGCGGAGGCAGUGCUGCAGCUGUGAUGGCAGCCCUGACGGAUGUACAGAGGCUACAGGCCCGAGUGGAGGAGCUGGAACGCUGGGUGUACGGACCAGUCGGAGCCCGCGGCUCGAGGAAGGUGGCUGAUGGUCUGGUCAAGGUGCAGGUGGCUUUGGGGAACAUUGCCAGUAAGAGGGAGAGGGUGAAGAUUCUGUACAAAAAGAUUCUGUGUUUCCAUCUUGGUACUUUUCUAGUUGAAGAUGUGAUCAAAUACCUGGACCCUGAGUACAUUGACCGUAUUGCCAUCCCUGAUGCCUCUAAGCUGCAGUUCAUUUUAGCAGAGGAGCAGUUUAUCCUCUCCCAGGUCGCACUCUUGGAGCAGGUGGAUACUCUGCUGCCCAUGCUGGACAGUGCUUCCAUUCAAGCCGUUCCCGAACAUGCUGCCCGCCUGCAGCACUUGGCCCAGAUCCAUAUUCAGCAGCAGGACCAAUGUGUGGAGAUCACUGACGAGUCCAAGACUCUCCUGGAAGAAUACAACAAGACUACAAUGCUUCUCUCUAAGCAGUUUGUGCAGUGGGAUGAGCUGCUUUCCCAGCUAGAGGCUGCCAAGCAAGUGAAGCCCGCAGAAGAGUGACAGCUACUCCCCAUCCCAGAGCAGCGGGCUCUGGGCCCUGUGCCAGUCUAUCCAGGCAAGAAAGCUUUGUAUUUAUUGGAUUCCAGGACCCCUAUCUGCCCUCAGGUGGGGCUCUGAGGUCAGAGAUCCAGUUACCUGGAAAUUGUGCUUUGCAAAAAUCCCCUCUCCCAUCAGUGUAUUUAUUCCAUGGCAAUAAACUGUGGAGAUCUCUGGAGAA